Molecule: messenger RNA, 706 nt
Organism: Dermacentor andersoni
Lineage: Eukaryota; Metazoa; Arthropoda; Arachnida; Ixodida; Ixodidae
Product: ATP-binding cassette sub-family A member 17-like
Biological process (GO): transmembrane transport; lipid transport
Cellular component (GO): membrane; intracellular membrane-bounded organelle
Molecular function (GO): ABC-type transporter activity; lipid carrier activity
Source: RefSeq, a predicted model, not a curated record
GUGAUGGGGCUGAGCGAUUGGGUGUACUGGGUGAGCCACUACCUGAGCGGCUUCUUCAUGCACCUGAUCACCGUCACCCUCAUGAUGCUCUUCGUGAGCGUCAAGAGGAACGAAGAAGAUCGCUCGUUCAUCCAGUUCAGCGACCCGUUUCUGCUCUUCACCAUUCUCAUGUGCUUCUGCAGCAACUGCCAGAUGCACGCCAUACUGAUCUCCAUGUUCUUCACCAGCUCCCAGUACGCCAUCGCCGGAGCCAUGCUGUACUGGACUUUCAGCUGCGUGAUGCCCUUCCUCACGCUGGAACAGGCUGGCGGCCAAGGCUACUACUAUAUACAACGCAAGCACAAGCUGUGGACAUCAAUCUUUCCCGGCAUGAGCCUCCACUGGAGCUUCCGGGUCCUGGAGCGCUUCGAGAAGUUCGGUACGACACCGCCAGGAGCAAAGCGCUACCGCGGAGACUAAUCGACAUGGCGCCCUCUGGGUAGUGCCUCGGUUAUAGGUUCGGUUAUAGGCGCCACUAAUUUUGAUAGUCGAAGUAGACCGAGCACAAGGACAGUGGCUGCAAGGUUAUCUUGGCGUACUAAUUCUGACUAAUAACACGGAAACGAAUUACUGGAAUAAUUCUUUCAUAAAAACAAAAACGUAGUUCUCGAAAGUGGAUGUGCGAAAGGCAGUGUUCCGGUGAUGGAGAAGAAUACUCUGUAUUAUA